UAAACUAUUCGGGCACUACAUUGACCUUUUUGGCGUUUUAAGGAACUCUGGCGGAGUCCGAAGCUGUGCGUUGGAUCUCCUGUCGAACGAGGUCUUUCGAGCUUUCUUCUUGGGCAGCUGUGACAUCUCAAGCGACAUGGAACCUUCCGAUCUCUCCUUGAGCCGGCCGUCGCCCCGGCGCGAGCUCCAAGGCCCCCGACCGACCCCCCUCCAGGUCCGAAAGGACUCCCACAAGAUCAGGAAGCCACCGGCCGCGGCGCCUCCCCAGACUCGGCAACCGGUCAUCAUCUACACCGUCUCGCCCAAGGUCAUCCACGCCAGCCGUAGCGAGUUCAUGUCGCUGGUGCAACGCCUCACCGGCGCCGCCUCGUCUUCCGCCGAUCCUACUGCGGCUGCUUCGCGUUCUCGCGGGGACUCGGCCGGAGGAGCACCGCUGUCGCCGGCAGCUCGGUUAGCCGUGUUCGAGAGGACGUCUCACCCGGCGUCCAACCGAGAUGUUCUGGAUCAACUGGAGAUCGAUGGUCCGAUGACAUCGAGUCGAGCCGGUCUCUUCCCCGGCAUCCUGUCCCCGGUCCCUUCUUCUCUGCCACCGGUGUCCCCCAACCUGUUCUCGGCGUCCACCGUCCCGAGUGAGCUUAACCUCUUCAACGAACUCAGCCCUGCUUUCCAUGGGGGCAAGAGCUAUGUCGAGAAUCCCUUCUUGCCCAGCCCCAACAACUUCCUAUCCACUCCCAUCCUCCCUUCUCCCGGUGCAUUUUGGGACCUCUUCAAUCAAAACGAGGAGUGUUAGCUCAAGAGAAGGGCAAAGAAGACAUGGUGAGGCCUUCUUAUUCCUCUUGUGGGAGCUAAUCGCAUCUCAUAUGUAACAACAACAACCUCAACAAUCGAUCGAUUUAGAGUAGUUGAUGAAUUCUUAUUACACCAUCAGAUCAUGAUUCAUGCAACACAGAAUUGUAAGUUCUUUUUGUUUGCCUAAUACUUGAUUAUUCUUUUGCCUUUCA
This is a messenger RNA of Musa acuminata subsp. malaccensis (wild Malaysian banana), 1001 nucleotides long. RefSeq names its product protein MKS1. The record is from RefSeq and is a predicted model, not a curated record. NCBI's taxonomy places the organism in Eukaryota, Viridiplantae, Streptophyta, Magnoliopsida, Zingiberales, Musaceae. Gene Ontology annotation, cellular component: nucleus.